UUAUAAAUAAUAUGGCAUCACCUGUUCUUAAUAAAGUAAGAGAGAGAUUAUUCUUUUUAUCUCCAACAGUAUAAGCAGGUUGGGAACCUGAAUCUAAGAGAGAAGAUUUCGAAGAGUUAAAAAUAUUAGGCUAGGGUAUUGAUAUAUAUUUUUAUGAAUUCAAAUAGGGGCAUUUGGAGUGGUUAAGAAAGUGACACAUAAGAAAAAUAAUAUUAUAUAUGCUAUCAAAAUAGUUGAGAAAGCUAUGCUAAAGAAAACAAAUAUGGUUGAGUAAAUGUAGAAUGAAGUAAAAAUUAUGUAUUCACUUAAUCAUCCAUACAUAUUAAAAUUGUAUAAUCAUUUUGAAGAUGAUAUAAAUGUGUAUUUGAUUUUAGAAUUUGUCGGUGGAGUAAAUGAUUAGAUAAUUUUUAGGGUUAAUUAUAUGCAGUCUUGUGGAAAUAACCAUAAAAGAAAUUUGAUGAAAAAACUUCAGCUAAGUUUAUACUUUAAUCAUGUCUUGCUUUAGAAAAUAUCCAUUCUAAAAAUAUAGUGCAUAGAGAUAUUAAACCAGAGAAUUUACUUUUAGAUGAAAAAUAAGAUAUUAAAUUAGCCGAUUUUGGAUGGUCUAAUUUUUUAAAGCCAAAUGAAAUAAGAUAAACAUUUUGUGGAACUUUAGACUAUUUAGCUCCAGAAAUGUUAGAAAAAUCUAGAUAACAUGAUCAUUCAGUAGAUAUAUGGGCUAUGGGUGUUUUAUGUUUUGAAUUAUUAACUGGUUUAAGUCCAUUUGCUCCAUAAAUUAAUAUAAAUAAUUAAACCUUUGUUGAAAAAACUACAAAAGACAAUAUAAUAAAUUUAAGAUUUUAAUUUCCUCCUUUAGCAUAAGAUUUUAUUAAAAAAAUAUUAGUCAAAGAACCAGGAAAAAGAUUUACUUGUUAAUAAAUUAAAGAAUUUUGA
Paramecium sonneborni is the source of this 933-nucleotide messenger RNA. The record is from the annotation of a GenBank genome assembly. NCBI's taxonomy places the organism in Eukaryota, Ciliophora, Oligohymenophorea, Peniculida, Parameciidae.